This is a messenger RNA of Chaetura pelagica (chimney swift), 1746 nucleotides long. RefSeq names its product heat shock 70kDa protein 14 (gene HSPA14). Gene Ontology annotation, cellular component: cytoplasm; ribosome. NCBI's taxonomy places the organism in Eukaryota, Metazoa, Chordata, Aves, Apodiformes, Apodidae. Gene Ontology annotation, molecular function: ATP hydrolysis activity; misfolded protein binding; ATP-dependent protein folding chaperone. The transcript is spliced from 15 exons. The record is from RefSeq and is a predicted model, not a curated record. Gene Ontology annotation, biological process: cellular response to unfolded protein; protein refolding.
AUGGAAAGUCACGGCAAUCCAGAGUGUGAUUUGGGUGUGAAAAAGCUGAGUCAAGCAGUUGUAGUGGAUGAAGAGAAUUAUCCCAUUGGUGUCCCACCAGAUCAAGCUGCAUCAAUUGUGGGCAACUGUGGGGGAGAGGAGCAGUGGAGGCUUCUGGGCUCUGGAGGUGACCAAUGCAACACAUAUCCCGUGCCCAAAGGCACCUCAUCCUGCUGCUCUGACACCCUGGAGCUGAUGUUGCACAAAGAGAGAGAGCAGGAACAAGCAGAGAAUAUUAAAGAGGAUGGGCGCGCAGACGUGGUCGCCAACGAUGCCGGGGACAGGGUGACUCCCGCGGUCGUUGCUUUCUCCGAAAGCGAGGAGGUUGUUGGUUUAGCUGCAAAGCAAAGUAGAAUAAGGAACAUUUCGAACACUGUAGUGAAAGUAAAGCAGAUCCUUGGGCGAAGCUCUGGUGACCCAAAGGCAGAGAAGUACGUUGCAGAGAGCAAAUGUUCAGUAAUUGAGAAGAAUGGAAAACUUCAGUUUGAAAUAGACAAUAAACUUAUUAACCCAGAAGAUGUGGCAAAAUUGAUUUUCAGUAAAAUGAAAGAAACUGCUCAGUCUGCAUUGGGUUCAGAUGUAAAUGAUGUUGUUAUCACGGUACCAUUUGAUUUUGAAGAGAAUCAGAAAAAUGCCCUUGGGGAAGCAGCUGCAGCUGCUGGAUUUAAUGUUAUGAGAUUAAUUCAUGAACCCUCUGCAGCGCUCCUGGCUUAUGGAAUUGGCCAAGAUUCACCCACUGGGAAAAGCAAUGUGUUGGUUUAUAAACUUGGUGGGACAUCACUUUCUAUCACAGUCAUUGAAGUGAACAGUGGAAUAUACCGUGUGCUUGCUACAAACACAGAUGACAGCAUUGGUGGAGUUUGCUUCACAGAAGCUCUAGCACAACACUUAGCUUCUGAAUUUCAGAGGUCUUGUAAACAUGAUAUUAGAGGAAAUCCCAGAGCCAUGAUGAAGCUAAUGAACAGCGCUGAUGUUGCUAAACACUCGUUGUCAACCCUGGGAAGUGCAAACUGUUUUGUAGAUUCGUUGUAUGAUGGAUUGGAUUUUGAUUGUAAUGUGUCCAGGGCCAGGUUUGAACUUAUCUGUUCUUCACUUUUUAGUAAAUGUGUAGAAGCAAUUAAAAAGCUCUUGCAGCAAGUUGGAUUUACAGCAGAUGAUAUCAAUAAGGUAGUCCUGUGUGGUGGGUCUGCUCGAAUCCCAAAGCUACAGCAGCUGAUCAAAGACAUUUUCCCAACGGUGGAAUUAUUGAAUUCAAUUCCUCCAGAUGAAGUUAUUCCCAUUGGUGCAGCCAUAGAGGCAGGAAUUCUGCUAGGGUAAGAAAAUCCUUUGUUAGAAGAAGAAGCACUCUUUAUUGAGUGUUCUGCUAAAGAUAUUCUUCUGAAGGGAGUAGAUGAGUCAGGGGCUGACAGAUUCACAGUGCUGUUUCCAUCAGGGACACCAUUGCCAGCUCGAAGGCAGCACACCCUGCAUGCUCCUGGAAAUGCUGCUUCUGUGUGUCUUGAACUAUAUGAGUCUCUGGGGAAAGGUCCCAUGAAUGAAGAAAGUAAAUUUGCACAGAUUGUACUCCAGGAUUUAGAUAAAAAGGAAGAUGGCCUACAUGAUAUACUAACUGUUCUCACAAUGAAAAGGGAUGGGUCCUUGCAUGUUACCUGCACAGAUCAAGACACUGGGAAGUGUGAAAUCAUCACUGUUGAAGUGGCAUCAUAG